This is a messenger RNA of Parasteatoda tepidariorum (common house spider), 5146 nucleotides long. RefSeq names its product phagocyte signaling impaired (gene psidin). The record is from RefSeq and is a predicted model, not a curated record. Gene Ontology annotation, molecular function: protein binding. Gene Ontology annotation, cellular component: NatB complex; cytoplasm. Lineage: Eukaryota; Metazoa; Arthropoda; Arachnida; Araneae; Theridiidae. Gene Ontology annotation, biological process: N-terminal peptidyl-methionine acetylation.
GCUCGAACUGAUAACCUUUCAGCCAUUGUAGUUUAUUAUACCGUUAACUUUUUCAAACAAGGAACCGCAGCAUUAAGAAGACGGGGAUAAUUCAACAUGGCUGCGCGAUCACAUGUGGAUACUGCUGUUAAUGAGAGAAGACUUCGUCCAAUUUAUGAUUGUCUUGAUAAUGGCAACAACAAAAAAGCUCUUCAAGAAGCUGACAAACUUCUCAAAAAACAAAGAGAUUUUCUGUGUGCAAAGGCUCUUAAAGCUCUUGCUCUUGUUAGAUUGGGCAGAAAUGAAGAGUCAUUUAAUGUUGUACAAGAAGUGCAUGCUGAAGAUCCAACAGACGAUCCUACUCUCCAGGCAAUGACCAUAUGUUAUCGAGAAUUACAUAAAUUGGAACUCAUUGCUGAUGCAUAUGAGCGAGCCACUAAAAAAGAUCCUCAAAAUGAAGAACUUCUUUCUCAUCUGUUUAUGUCUCAUGUUCGCAAUGGGGAUUAUAAAAAGCAGCAACAAACAGCCAUGGCCCUGUAUAAGCUCAAGCCAAAAAAUCCUUAUUACUUUUGGGCAGUAAUGAGUAUUGUUAUGCAAGCAGAGAAGGCAGAAGAAACAUCAACUAAAACAAUGCUGCUUUCACUUGCUGAAAGAAUGACUGAAAAGUUUGUGAAAGAAAAUAAAUUAGAGGCUGAAGCUGAAGUUCAACUUUAUCUCAUGAUUCUUGAGAGACAAGAAAAAUAUGAAAAAGCUAUUGAGGUAUUGAGCAGUCCAUUGAAAGAAAAAAUGUCUUCUGAAAAGGACUUACCUGAGAGAGAAGCUCAGUAUUUGAUUUAUUUGCUGAAAUGGCCUGAAGCAAAUAAAGCAUACAAGAAACUCAUUCUAAAAACGCCUGAUGCAUGGAAAUUAUAUGAGGAAUAUUUUAAAUGUAUUCAAAAUCUUGUUGACAUGAAUUGGCAACCUGAAUUAAAUAGUAAUGAUACACCAGAAGAAUGUGUUGAUUAUACAUUUGAAAUGGCAAUUGACUUUGUGGGUGCCUUAGUUGAAGAACAAAAUGGAGAAAAGGAAGGCAGGAAAUUACGGGGACCAUAUUAUGCUAUGUUGAAUUUAUUUGAUAAAUUAUUGAAAAAAGAGGAUCCCCUGGCUCAAAAAAUAGGUUCUCCUGUUGAUUUGCUUGUAAAUUUUUUUGAACAAGUUGGCACAAAACCAACAUGCCCAGUUGAUAUGUCUUUCAUGAUGAGUGCUUACGGAUUGAAAGAGGAGGAAAUUAGAAAAGUGCUUGAAAAAAUUGAAGCCUCUGUAUCAAAUGAUAGUUCAGAGAAUCCCAGUUUUCCUAAAGAUCUAAAGCAAAUGUAUAGACAUUUGUGUUACACUCAAUUAUGUGAUCAUUUUGGUAUUAAAGAGAAUGAUAAACAACAAGAUCUCUUGACUUAUACGUGUCAGCUUAUUGAAAGAUAUUAUCAUGCCUUGAAAUUAACACCAAACCUCUGGACUACUGAGUUUCAACCUGCUGAUAACUAUGCUUUAGUUGCUGCCCAUACCAUUAUUAAUAUUUGGGAAAAAUUUGGUGAAGAAAGGUUUAUUGCUCAAGCUCUUGUCCUUCUUGAACAAAGUCUCAAAAAUAGCCCAUCUAAUUAUUUAGUAAAAAUCUUGUUAUGUAAACUGUAUAAUUCUAUAGGUGCUGCUGAUGUAACAAACUCCUUGCUUUAUGAUAGCAUGGAAAUUAAAUAUAUACAACAAGAUACUUUAGGGUAUAUUGUCACUGAUUCUAUUUUGUCUGCCGGCCUUUUUACUUCUGCUAAUACUCUACUAGGGAACAAUUUACGAUUUUAUACUUCCAAUUAUAAAGAUGUAUCUGAUUAUUUGUUAUCUUGUUAUAAAUUUGGAACAUUCACUAAAAUACCUGAGUUUAUCAAGUUCAGGGAAAAGAUGAAUAACUCUUUACAUUAUGCCUUAGUAAUUGCUGAAAAGAAAAUUUUAGAUCUUCUUCUAGAAACAAAAAAUCUGCAAGACUUGGAAAGAGUUGUAAGUGCCAUGGAUGUUGAUCCUGAAAAAGAUCAUAGGCCUACGAAGGAGCUUGUAGAUACACGUGACAUAUCAAUUUAUAAUCUAAAUACUCUAAGAGAAAGAAAAAUACUAGAAGAACAAACUGAGAAAUCUCACCAAGAAAGGAUGUGGUGGUUAAAUAUUAGAAACUUUACUCUCCAAAUUGUAGCUGCAGCAUAUUAUUUAAAUAAGCCGAAUAUUGUAAAUAAUAAUAUAGAGAAUAAUAUUUCAAAUGGUGUGAAACAUCACAUGGCCGAUACAUUAAAUAAAUUGAUUUGUUCAUUAAAAAGUAGUGUGGACUCUGUUAACAAAGAUGACUUGUUAACAUCUGUUUUUCCAGUUUCUUGCCUGGGUCCUUCCAGAAUUAUGAAAUAUUUAAAUGGCCCUCAUAUAGAUAUAUUUUUAUCAUCAGCUAAGCUAGUUCAUUACAUUCAUAGUUUAACAGAAGGUUAUUCAACAGAUACUUCUGAAAGUGUAAAAGACCUAAGUAUAAUCAAUGAAAUUAGGAAUAAUUAUCAAAUGUUAUUCGAAAGAAUACGGGAUGUAAGUCCAGACAAAGAUUCUCUAAAUCCUACUCAAGUCAAAGUUUUCUUCGAAGAUACUGCUAAUGCUGUUGAGACUUUAAGCUUAAGUCUAUUAUUAGUUAGUGUUUGUUUUGCAUUAUUGAAGCCUGCUCGAAAUUCUCUAAUGCGUAAAGGAAAAAAGAGAAAAGACAAUGUUCCACAAAUAACACUCGAAACAUUUCAACAUGUAACUGAUCUAAUCAAUGAUAUGGAAGAUUUUGGAAAUAAUUUACAUGAUUUGCUCAAUAGUCAAUCUAGCUCUGAUUUAGCAUCACAUUUAGGAAUAAUGUCAGAUAGUUCAAAGUGUAUAAAGGGCAGAGAGGAUGUUGUGAAGGAGAUAAUUGCUAAAGUGGAAGAAAGUUACAACACUUCUCUAAAAGUACUAGAUGACACGUUAAUGGUUAAAGUGAGAUUUAUUCAAUCAUUAAAGUGGUGAUGUUCAUACUUCAUAUUUUACUGUAUAUUUCCUAAUAAAAACUGUGAAGAGGAUGAAAAUAACUGAAGAGGAACAUAUAGUCAUAUUUUCGUCCAUUGCCUCCUUCCAAAGGUGCAUAUUUUAAAAAAAACUGGACUACUUACCUCAACUGUUUUUAUACUUUACUAUCUAGGAUCCCAAGCCUCGUGUGAAGAGGGGGAAAGUCAAAGGAUGGAGUUAUAUUUUGUAAAAUAAAUUAAAAGAAAACUUAUACAAGUGUUUUUAAAUACAUUCGUACUUCGACUAAAUUAAGAUACAUCGACUAAAUUAUGAUUGUUUUUUGUUAUAAAUUUUGUCUUUCUUUUCAGUUUCCAAUUGCUUCUGAUGCCAAAGAUUAUAUUAUGUGUAACACUGAUUUGCAAACUGAAUUUCAUUUUUUUAAUUUAAAAAAAUUAUACAUUUUGAAAAAAAAAAAAGUUUCAUUGUAUAAAUAUUGUGUAAUGUAUUCGCUCGCCCCUGAAUACCAAAGUUGCUACAAUUUUAUUAUAUAUUCUGCUAUAAGUCCAAUAAAUAUAUUUAUAUUUUUGUAUUGAAUUUAAUACGAAAAAAGUAUUAAAAAUAUUCUGUGUAUUCUUGUGCCCAAAAGCAAUCUUUUCAUUUAGAAAAAAAAUUAAAUAAAAUAUUUCUUCUGAAUUUGAAAUAAAUUUUAUAUUCUCUUCUUGCCUUUUUAAUAAAAAUGUGAAUGCAAUACAGGGUUGGAAAUUGUUCCAAGACACAGGAAAAAAGUAAAAAAUGAAAUUUCUUAAUGUAAUAAGUAUUAAAUUUAAAUAAAUUAAAAUAUAAUGUAGUAUCAGAGAAUUUAGUGUCUCACUUCCAAUUUUUUUAAAAAUAUAUAUUUAUUUAUAAUUUUUGUGUUAUUUAUUUUAGUUUUAUUCAGGAUAUUAAAAUCUAUAUAUCAUAUUGACAAAAAAAUUGGUUUGAAUAUUCAUGCUAAAAAAAUAUUUGGUUAUAAAUGGUAUUUGAUAACAUGACAAUCAGGUCACUAGAUCAAAAGUUAUUAGAGUUCCUUUUUUUUUUUUUUGUGUGUGCAAAAAAAAUAGUUAUUAGCACUAAAUGAAUCUGAGUUUAAAACUUUUAUUGAUUAUUCAUUAAUUUAAGGAUUUAAUACCGUUAUUUCUAAUUUUAAUAAUCAAAAGUGAAUUGCUUUAGAGCAUUAUAAAUUCGAUGUAAAUGGAUGUUUUUAUUUAUCUACUAAUAAUGUAACUUUUAGACUUAAAUUGUAGCCUUAUAUAAGUAAAUAUUAUUUAUUGAUAAGUGAAACUAAAUUGCUUUUACUUCAUUGAAUACUUGCUUUUUGAAAAUCUUACAAAUUUUCAUUUGGUGCUAAAUCUGAUAGAAUAGACUUAACUACUUGAACAUUUCCUUAACUAAAUGUUUAAUACAAGUUAUCUGAUCUGUAAACAGUGUUGCAGUAACUGUCAAAUAUUUAGCAAAUUAAAACAAAAUAUGGUAAAAUUAAAUUUUUAUUGUAACCAAUACAAAUCUAUCAGGUGCUGGGGAAGAAAUUUUUUUUAGUCCAACCUGAAGAGUUCUAGAAGCAAUUCUAAAACAGGUAUAGCACUGUACACAACUUCAGCUUCAAUUUUCUAGAAUUCUGUAUUGUUGACAAUUGCAAAUAUUUUACUUAAAUUAAUAAGUUUUUGCUUUGUAUAUGUUUAUAUACAUAGUUUUUAAUCACCAAUAAUUUAGCAAUAUUUUUAUAAUAACUACCUAGCAAUACAAGGGUGUAUAGAAAUUACAUGUAUGUACUACCAGAUAAAAUCUACCUGAUUUGCUUUGAAGUUGUGACUAAGUAAUUUAUGCUAUUUUAACUGUUCAGUAAUAUUUGCUUUCUAUUAAGUUAUUGUUUCUUUACUCUUGUGACCCUAAUUGCCCCUUUCAAUAUAAUUAACCUAUUUUUAUCUUUAGUAUGCAUCUUUUUAUUUUACUUUGUUACAAUCUCUGAAAUACAUUUAUAUACAUAUAAUUGUUUUAAAUAUUGCGCCUGAAACAUAGGAUGUUAUUGAUUUAGGUUAUUGUAAUAUUAUUUGCAAUGCAUUUUAUACUUGUAUUUAUUAAAAUUAUGAAUUCUUUGUUUUCACUA